AUGGAGGAUCUCAAUUUGUCGAGCAGCAUCCCCGUUGAUGAGGACUAUGGAGAAUUCGAGUUCCUAGAAGAUGAGGAAGCCAGUUCCGCAUACUCAGUGGCCUCGUCGGUCUACAAUUUCAGGGUCGAAAAUGGUCGCCGAUAUCACGACUACAAAGACGGACAUCCCUUUCCCUACGACCAAGUCUCGGAGGAGAAUGAACAAGUUUUGCAUGAGAUGAUUCUGGUCCUCUUCGACAACAAGUUCUUUGUUUCUCCCAUCGACGAAUCCGCCUUACAUUGUAUCGUGGACGUGGGCACUGGAAAGGGUCUGUGGGCUGAAGGGGUUGCUGAAAGGUAUCCGGACGCCCAUGUUGUGGGCAUCGACACCAUUCAGCACGAACGCUCGCUCCAGCCCAAUUUUUCCUUCAUUCUCCAGGACGCAACCGACGAAUGGGUCCUAGAUGAUCCCUCGAUGAAGUUCGACCUGGUCCAUAUCAGAAACUUGUUUGUGGGAGUAAGAGAUUGGGAUGCAUUAUACGCUCAGUGUUUUGAGAAAAUGAACUCUGGUGCAUGGAUCGAACAGCUCGAGUUGGAAAUCGACGCGCAUACUGACGAUCAAUCUGAACUGCCGGACAGUCAGAUCAUGAAGCUCUGCAGGUUCGUUGACGACAUGACAGCCGCCACUGGCAGAGAUUUUCGUGCCUCCUCUAAGAUGAAGACUGCGAUCGAGGCAGCUGGUUUCGUCGACGUUCAGGAGCAAAGGGUCAAGCUUCCACUAGGCCCUUGGGCUUCUGAUCCGAAAUUCAAAGAUAUCGGGAGGUUCUUCGAACGAUUCUACAAAACGGGUCUGCAGGGUUGGCUCCUACAAAUUUGCACCCGAGUCUUUGGGUGGACAUUGGAACAGGUGAACGAGGCAUGCGUCAAAGCGUUCCAAGAGAUCAACUCCCGCCAACAGCACAUGUAUUUCACGCUAAUCAUUGUGAUCGGUCGAAAGCCUUAA
Molecule: messenger RNA, 981 nt
Organism: Fonsecaea multimorphosa CBS 102226
Lineage: Eukaryota; Fungi; Ascomycota; Eurotiomycetes; Chaetothyriales; Herpotrichiellaceae
Exons: 4
Coding region: 1-981 (326 amino acids)
Molecular function (GO): methyltransferase activity
Source: RefSeq, a predicted model, not a curated record